AUGCCGGCAAUGAUAACAGGCCGUACCCUUCUACGAAAGCCCCUGCCACCGCUAGAUAUUAGCCCUUAUCACACCACGUCAAGCGCAUUGCAUGAGGGAAGAUUCCUCGGGACCUUACACAACUGGCCAAACUUCUUCCAAGAUGUGAAGCAAUUUGAGAAUAACCAAGACUGGUCCCCGAGCUUGCUAGGAUGGAGCCUCCAGAGUAGACGGGUUGAUACGGAAUUUGUUGCCAUUGGCGAUGAGCACGGGCUUCAAGGGCGAUUCCAGCAAUCUGUGGGCCAGGUUGUUGGAUCAGUGUUGAAUGCUCAAAACAUCGCAGUGAAAUUUGGAGAUUCCAAAUCAGCCAAUAUUGCUAGUGUCUAUUCCGGAUAUACCCUCACGCCCGAUGUGGCACUUAUUUCAACCGACCCAGUCGACAUUGACCAGAUCCAGGCUAUGUGGGAGUUGAAAUACCCCUGGGUGAAUGAGCACAAGUUCAAAAAGUACCCGACAGCCCAGCGCAAAGCCAAAUUAUUUGCGCAACUCAUCGGAUAUAUGUUGGAUCUUCAACUGAGGUAUGGUUUGUUAUCAACCUAUGAUAGCACAGUAUUUCUAAGACAAGGGUUCAAAAAUGGGGAGUGGGUUGUGGAGUAUUCUCCAGUCGUGGAAGCGUCGUUUGAUGGUUCUGAUACUAUGGGGAAUGAGCCUCCAUCGCUGAGGCAAUGUUUCGCGUAUCUGAGUAGUCUUAAGAAAAUGCAAUGA
Messenger RNA from Penicillium roqueforti, 744 nucleotides. RefSeq lists its product as uncharacterized. Bases 1 to 744 code for a protein of 247 amino acids. The record is from RefSeq and is a predicted model, not a curated record. NCBI's taxonomy places the organism in Eukaryota, Fungi, Ascomycota, Eurotiomycetes, Eurotiales, Aspergillaceae. The transcript has a single exon.